Molecule: messenger RNA, 1566 nt
Organism: Botrytis byssoidea
Lineage: Eukaryota; Fungi; Ascomycota; Leotiomycetes; Helotiales; Sclerotiniaceae
Exons: 15
Coding region: 1-1566 (521 amino acids)
Molecular function (GO): iron ion binding; oxidoreductase activity, acting on paired donors, with incorporation or reduction of molecular oxygen; monooxygenase activity
Source: RefSeq, a predicted model, not a curated record
AUGGGAAACUUAUUACUCUUCGUUAUUCCUCUCGUUCUAGCCAUAGCCGGUGUCAAAUUUAUUCAGUUGAUAAAAUCGAACAGAAAGUAUGAUUCAGCUAAACUACCACCUGGACCUCCAGGUCGUGAUCAUGCGAACCUCUUAGAUAAUGAUCGCUGGAACAUGUUCAAAUCAUGGAACGAACAAUAUGGCAAUGUAGUAACCUUCUAUACUGGACAACAACUCAAUAUCGUGCUCGGGACCAUGGAGGCCGCUGUAGACAUUCUCGAGAAAGCUGGUGAAACAUUCUCCAGCCGUCCACACUUUAUAAUGGGAGAAUUUCUCUUCUCAAGACUGCGUGGCUUCUCAAUGACCUACGGGCCCAAAUGGCGAAACUGGCGAACACUACAAAACUCGCACUUCAGUCCCCAAGUAGCACCUAAAGUCAAACCUAUGCAAAUCAAUGAAUCCGCAAUCUUGAUGCAUGAUUACUUGACAAAUGAGGACCCCUCUAAGCAACACAAAAUUCUCCGAAGGUACACCGCAUCUUUGAUGUUCUAUAUGGGAUAUGGGCGUCGCGUUACAUCUCUUGACGACCCUCUUUGCGUAGCACAUGAUCAGGAAGAAGAAUACAUUGAGAGAGUACCUGGUCGAUUUCCCCUUGAGAGCUGGCCCAUAUUGCUAUGGCUCCCACGUCCUCUGCAAUGGUUCCGACAUGAGCCUGAGAAGCAUCGAGAUACCAACACAAAAUUAUAUACAACAGCUAUGAACGAGGUCAAAAGAAAGAUGCAAGAUGGCACCGCCGUCCCAUGCACAUCCACUUAUGGUCUUACAAAACAAAAGGAGUUAGACAUGAAUGAUGACGUCGAGCUAGCAUAUGCUCUUUCUGCUCCAUGGGCUGCAGGUAUCGGAACGACUACCACCGCAUUCGAAAUAGCAAUCCUGGCCAUGUUACAUUACCCGGAAUGUCUCCAGAAGGCAAAGGCCGAAAUAGAUGCAGUUGUUGGAAAGGAUCGCAUGCCAACUUUUGAAGAUCAGCAAUCACUACCCUACUUGGGCGCUUUUAUUAGGGAAACAUUGAGAUGGCGGCUCGUAACACCAACAGGUAUUGCUCACUCUUCGACCCAGGAUUAUACCUAUAAGGGCAUGUUAAUUCCGAAAGACGCCUCUGUCUAUGCCAACGCCGCCGAAAUCAUGAAAGACCCAGCGGUAUUCCCCGAGGGCGAGAAAUUCAUACCGGAGAGAUUCUUGGAGACAAAUGACCCCAGGCUCCUCAACUACCGUUUUGGUUGUUUUGGCUUCGGUCGAAGAAUGUGUCCCGGUAUGCACGUCGCACUUCAAUCGAUGUAUAUCGUUAUUGCGCGACUGAUCUGGGCAUACAAUGUUCUUCCCGUUACUAUCAAUGGCAAACCAUACAUUCCAGACGAGAACGAUUUCACUUACGGGCUAGUCAGCUACCCAGCCAAUUUGAAGUUCCAACUCGUACCCCGUAGCGAGAGACAUAGAGAGAUUAUUAUCGCUGACGCGGAACGCGCCAAUGCUGAUAUGGCACACUUGGAAGGUUCCAGCGCAUCGUACGACAUCUAA